Molecule: messenger RNA, 654 nt
Organism: Peromyscus eremicus (cactus mouse)
Lineage: Eukaryota; Metazoa; Chordata; Mammalia; Rodentia; Cricetidae
Product: retinal homeobox protein Rx-A-like
Exons: 5
Coding region: 1-654 (217 amino acids)
Biological process (GO): regulation of transcription by RNA polymerase II
Molecular function (GO): RNA polymerase II transcription regulatory region sequence-specific DNA binding; DNA-binding transcription factor activity, RNA polymerase II-specific
Source: RefSeq, a predicted model, not a curated record
AUGGCUCGAAAGUACUUUUAUUUUAACCUCAACUAUUAUGGGGUAGGCUUCUAUGAAGAAGAAAUAUCAGUUGAGGCUGAGCAAAUGGAGGCCAUUUCAGUGGAUGGUGGCUGCUAUGGCGAAGGAGCUACAGGCGUUUUGCCUGAGCAAGGCUUUGAGCCUCACUUGAGCCCUAAGUCUGAAGAGGAAGAGCUGGAGGAAGCCGAGAACAUGGACUGUGAGCAGUCAUCACUCUUUAGUUCUCGGAAAUCAUACAAAUUCACACCUGGACAGCUGUGGGAACUGCAGAUGGUAUUUCAAGAAACUCACUACCCAGACGCCCUCAGACGAAAAGAGCUGGCAGAGCUCAUGAACAUGGAUGAACAGAAAGUGAAGGUUUGGUUCAACAAUAGCAGAGCCAAACUUAGAAAAACUCAGAAGACAUUAAAAAACCAGCACCUAUCUGUUACCCAAGACCAUCUGUCCAUUAAGAAUAUGGUGGAGGCACAGAAUGUCAUCAUUUUCCAGGAGCAAGUUGGGGAUGGGCUCUUCUGCCUCUGGGCUUUCUGUCACCACCUUUCCUACGACUUCUAUGGUCAGUGUCCUAGCCUGCUGACUCUCUACCUGGUUCCUGUGAAGAAUGCCUUGGGAGAGGGGAAAUAUGAGCAGGAUUAG